UGCAACAGUCAAACGGAAACGAUGCUGAGAAUCCAUGGAAACGACCACUGGCAUACUAGCCAUUAGCUUGCCUGCCGAGUGCAGAAAAAUAAAGGUUUCCAGCCGGGGAAGUGGUUAGAGUUUCGCUGCCGCAAACAUGAUUCGGACUCCUAACGUAAGAGCCAGAGACAGUCAGACAAAGAAGAUCCAAGACAACAUCACUAAGGUGGAGAAGCACUUUGGAGAGCUGUGCCAGCUGUUUGCGGCCUACAGUCGAAAAACAGCCAGACUGCGAGACAAAGGGGACCUUCUGGUCAAGCAGAUAGAACUUCACGCCGACACGGAGACUCCAGAGCUCAAGAGGGGAAUGAAGGAGUUUGCUGAUCACCUGGCCAAGAUUCAAGACUACCGCCAUGCCCAGGUGCAAAGACUUGAUGCCAAAGUUGUGGAGCCAUUAAAAAGCUAUGGCGCCGUGGUCAAGCGCAAGCGAGAGGAUGUGAAAAUGACCCAAAGUGCCAUCGACAAAGAAGCCAAACAGGAAGCUCAGCUUGAGAAAACAAGACUGAGAAACCCCUCGGACAGACAGAUCAUUUCACAGGCUGAAAGUGAGUUACAAAGAGCCACCAUGGAUGCAGCACGGACCACCAAGCAGCUGGAGGAGACCAUCGAUGAGUUUGAGCGGCAGAAGAUCCGAGACAUCAAGAAAAUCUUCAGCGAGUUCGUGACGGUGGAGCUGUGCUUUCUGGGCAAAGCCCUGGAGGUGUACACCUCGGCCUACCAAAGCAUUCAGAGCGUGGACGAGGAGGCAGACUUGGAGGUUUUUAGGAGUUCGCUGCACCCCCCUGACUACAACUCCCGUUUGGGCCGGACUAACUCCAGAACCUCCCUGGAUCGAACCUUCAUGAGCACAUCCGGAACCUUAAAGCAACAAGGAGCUACCGGCCGUCUGACGAGAAGAGAGGAGGAGGCAGACGACGAUGAGGAGGAUGAAGAUGGGUCUAACGAGGAGGAGGAGGAGGAGGAUGAAGAGGAGACUGAUGAUGAGCGUUAAAACUAUCAAAUAGGAGCAAAAGUGUCCUUUUCACUCUGACAUAGGAGCACAUUUACUUUGGUGAUCAUUUGUAACAUUUUUUUUGUUCUAAAAAUUUCAUUCCUGCUUUUAUAUCAUAUGUUAUUUUUUAAAUGUGAGUCAUUUAUGUUUAAAAAAAAGUGCAUUUUUGUUUUUGAAUAAUAGGAAGAACAUUAAAAAAGUACUUAAAUGCUUGAGAUUUUA
This is a messenger RNA of Oryzias melastigma (Indian medaka), 1252 nucleotides long. It is a transcript of the gene cibar1, whose product is annotated as CBY1 interacting BAR domain containing 1. The record is from RefSeq and is a predicted model, not a curated record. The coding region runs from base 137 to 1030 and encodes 297 amino acids. Lineage: Eukaryota; Metazoa; Chordata; Actinopteri; Beloniformes; Adrianichthyidae. Gene Ontology annotation, biological process: cilium assembly. The transcript is spliced from 9 exons. Gene Ontology annotation, cellular component: ciliary transition zone; ciliary basal body.